CUUCUGGAGACCACAGGCGUUCCACCGCCCCUCAAGGCCUAGAAAAAAAACAGGUAUCGCUCGAAUCCGAGAGGCGAUCCUGCCCGAGAUUUCUUAUAGAACUUGUAAUCCUAGCUGGUAGUUUCAUCCGAUUUGCUCGGCCGGGAUCAGUAUGGGGAGAAGCUACGAUUACAGUCCAUCACCGCCAAGAGGUUACAGGAGAAGAGCCCGCAGUCCAAGUCCUCGUGGUCGUUAUGGAGGCCGUGCUAGAGACCUCCCAACUAGUCUUCUGGUGAGGAAUCUUCGCCGGGAUUGUAGGCCUGAUGACCUCCGUAGACCAUUUGGAAAAUUUGGUCGUCUUAAAGACAUAUAUCUGCCAAGGGAUUACUACACUGGGGAUCCUCGAGGAUUUGGGUUCAUUCAAUACUUCAAUCCUGACGAUGCUGCUGAUGCAAAAUACCAUAUGGAUGGGCAGAAGUUUCUUGGAAGGGAAAUUACUGUUAUUUUUGCAGAGGAGAACAGAAAGAAGCCUUCUGAGAUGAGGUCCAGGGAAAGAGUCAGUGGCAGAAGCCAUUCUUAUGAUGGGAGAUCGCGCUCAAGGUCACCUGGAAAUUCUUAUUCUCCAAGGGGUAGAUCACGGUCCCUCAGCCGAAGCUACUCACCGGCACCUAAGCGAAAGCACCAUUCAAAGUUGCGGUCUCCACGGGAAAGAUCUUUUUCGUGCUCACCAGUGGACAGCAGAUCGAGGAGUGCAAGCCCAGCCCAUAGUAGGUCUCCUCGCAGGCAGAGGUCCCUCUCUGUUAGCCAGUGAAGUAGCUCAGGGUUCAGUAUGACUACCCACAGGAUCUUGUUGAUGUUAACGUCGAACCGUAUAUGUUUCAGAUUCUUUUUGGCACCCUACUAUUGUAUUCUAAGAGUAUUAAACAUGUAUGGUGUAUUAUGAAACCUUUGUUGGGUGGAUUGAGAACAAACGAACCUGGAUUCUGAUACCUGUUGACAGGUGCGCA
Phragmites australis (common reed) is the source of this 986-nucleotide messenger RNA. RefSeq names its product serine/arginine-rich SC35-like splicing factor SCL33. Gene Ontology annotation, cellular component: nuclear speck; cytoplasm. The record is from RefSeq and is a predicted model, not a curated record. Gene Ontology annotation, biological process: mRNA splicing, via spliceosome. NCBI's taxonomy places the organism in Eukaryota, Viridiplantae, Streptophyta, Magnoliopsida, Poales, Poaceae. The coding region runs from base 152 to 790 and encodes 212 amino acids. The transcript is spliced from 6 exons. Gene Ontology annotation, molecular function: RNA binding.